Sceloporus undulatus (fence lizard) is the source of this 1783-nucleotide messenger RNA. It is a transcript of the gene ASB5, whose product is annotated as ankyrin repeat and SOCS box containing 5. Gene Ontology annotation, biological process: positive regulation of protein catabolic process; intracellular signal transduction; protein ubiquitination. The record is from RefSeq and is a predicted model, not a curated record. NCBI's taxonomy places the organism in Eukaryota, Metazoa, Chordata, Lepidosauria, Squamata, Phrynosomatidae. The transcript has 8 exons. The coding region runs from base 290 to 1279 and encodes 329 amino acids. Gene Ontology annotation, molecular function: protein binding.
AUGGAAGUCACCAGUAGUCACUGUUUAUGGCACAACCCCAUAUCCACGGGGGAUCCAUUCCCAUGGUUACUGUGGAUAAGUAAAACUGUGGUUAACAGCAAACACUGUACUGUAUUUCCAGCAGAAGUUCAACGUCAAUGUUACAUUUGAGGACCUCCAGAUGCCUAGAUGGACCUUUUUUCCAGACGCAGGACCAGCUGUUCCCUAGGAGUGUCUGGCUGGAGCCAUAUGAUCUUAUCAACAUAUUUCAGAGCCGUACCUAAACACUGACAAAGCCUCUUGUGCAGCUAUGACUGUCAUAGAGGAAAAUCGUCCGUUCGCCCAACAGCUAUCCAAUGUUUACUUUACUAUACUUUCACUUUUCUGCUUUAAGCUUUUUGUGAAAAUCAGCCUUGCGAUACUCAGCCAUUUCUAUAUCGUCAAAGGGAACCGUAAAGAGGCAGCAAGAAUAGCUGCUGAGUUUUAUGGAAUUCCUCAAGCCCAAGGUUCUUGGGCAGAUCGUUCACCGUUGCAUGAAGCAGCAAGUCAAGGACGCCUCCUUUCUCUAAAAACUUUAAUUGCACAGGGAUAUAAUGUAGAUGCUCUAACCAUUGAUCAAGUGACUCCAUUGCAUGAAGCAUGCCUAGGAGAUCAUGUGGGAUGUGCUAGACUCCUUCUUGAAGCAGGAGCAAAUGUGAAUGCUACAACAAUUGAUGGAAUGACACCCCUGUUCAAUGCAUGCUCAAGAGGAAGUGCUUCUUGUGUAGAGCUUCUGUUGGCAUAUGGGGCCAAAGCUCAGUGGGAGACAUGUCUUCCUUCUCCAACUCAUGAAGCAGCUGGCAGAGGCCAUAGUGAUUGUCUGGAAUUGCUGAUCUCUUGGGGCAUAGACGUUGACCAAGAUAUCCCUCACCUUGGAACCCCACUAUACGUGGCCUGUAUUUCACAGCAGAAACAAUGUGUCCGCAAGCUUCUCCAUUCAGGUGCAAAUGUACAUAAAGGAAAAUUUUUGGAAACUCCAUUACAUGCUGCUGCAAAGCAGUCCAAUGCAGAAAUAAUAAACAUGCUUCUUGACUUCGGGGCCAAUAUAAAUGCCAAAAAUACAGAGUUUGAACGACCACUAGAUGUAGCUCCUCCCAGCAGCUUGGCAGAAAGAGUGCUGCUUCUGCAUGAAGCUGCUCCGUGUUCUCUUUGCCAACUGUGCCGGCUACGUAUCCGAAACUACAUAGGAAGAGCCAGAUUGCAUCUUGUAUCACAACUCCAGUUGCCCACCAUAUUGAAAGACUUCUUACAAUAUAGAUAAUUUGGUGACUAGCUUUUCUGUUACUUGAAGAGGAAGUAUUUAACUUUAUGUUUCACAUGAGAAAUUGUUAGGAUGAGAAAGGGGAAUGUGUAUCUAAACUAACAUUUAUAUACUAACAUAUAUCUAACAACUGAAAUCCUGAUCUAACAGUAUUUAGGAUCCUCAAGCAACCCAGCAUCAAGGUGCUAAUAUAAUUAACAGAAAUCAUUCAUACCCUGGAAGCAUGUUACACGCUUCACUGUGCAGUUGUGGUCUCUUCUCCAGCUAUUUUUGUUACUGAAGGCAGAAUAACAUUUUCCUAGCAGGGCCAUACUGUGAAAAAAGUACUAUUUGCUAAUGUUUGCAAUACUUCUCCCUCAUCCACUCCCUGUAGAAAUUAGUAGAACUGGGGAAAAAUCUUGCUUGCUCUUUCUGAACAAGAACAUCUUGGUAUAGUGAAGAUUUUAUUCAUUUAAAUGCUGUUGCACCACUCAAAAUCUGUUCCCUUCCUUGUUCGCUAUAGCA